Messenger RNA from Sphaeroforma arctica JP610, 372 nucleotides. RefSeq lists its product as hypothetical. The transcript has a single exon. The record is from RefSeq and is a predicted model, not a curated record. NCBI's taxonomy places the organism in Eukaryota, Ichthyosporea, Ichthyophonida. Bases 1 to 372 code for a protein of 123 amino acids.
AUGUUCGAGGUCCUCCAAAAGCUCAUCGUGUUCAUGUGUAGGCGCGCAUUGUUAGUCGUUCUCAUCUCGGAGGUAGAGGCAUGGGACGAUAACCCAGUCGCGUCAGUGGCCUCUGCGGCGGACCAUAUGGCCGCCAUACAGAAGCGCUUGACUGCGUACCAAGCGGAGGCGCCAGUGGUGGACCUGAAUAGGUUCAAGGAGCCCCAGCCAUCGGCGGGGCGUGUAGGAAGUCUAGCAAAGGCCGUUAGUGAGACCGGUGAGGCAGCGCCGGAGCCUCAAGGCCCGAAAAAGAGGGGCCCUAAGUCAGCGCCGGAGAAGAGGAAGAAUGUCAGGCGUGCGGCGAGGGCGGCUAAGACGGUAGAAGUCGCUUAA